AUGUUCUCCGCUCAGAACAAGAUCAAGAAGGACAAGAAUGCCGAGACGACUGAAUGCGAUGAGCAAGUUGCUCAGGCGUUGUUUGAUCUGGAAAACACCAACCAGGAGUUGAAGAGCGAGCUGAAAGAUCUCUACAUCAACCAAGCUGUUCAGAUGGAGAUCUCUGGAAACCGCAAAGCUGUUGUGAUUUACGUUCCAUUCAGAUUGAGGAAAGCUUUCCGUAAGAUCCACCCCCGUCUCGUUAGAGAGCUUGAGAAGAAGUUCAGUGGAAAGGAUGUGAUCUUUGUCGCCACAAGAAGGAUCACUCGUCCUCCCAAGAAGGGUGCUGCUGUCCAGAGGCCACGUAACAGAACACUAACCUCUGUUCAUGAAGCCAUGCUUGAAGAUGUCGCGUACCCUGCUGAGAUUGUUGGAAAGCGUACUCGAUACCGUCUUGAUGGUUCCAAGAUCAUGAAGGUCUAUUUGGAUGCCAAGGAGAAGAACAACACCGAGUACAAGCUCGAGACCAUGAUGGGUGUGUACCGUAAACUUACCGGAAGGGAUGUCACUUUUGAGUACCCUGUCGAAGCCAAGUAA
Microthlaspi erraticum is the source of this 576-nucleotide messenger RNA. Lineage: Eukaryota; Viridiplantae; Streptophyta; Magnoliopsida; Brassicales; Brassicaceae. The record is from the annotation of a GenBank genome assembly.